This is a messenger RNA of Fukomys damarensis (Damara mole-rat), 1211 nucleotides long. RefSeq names its product solute carrier family 6 member 16 (gene Slc6a16). The transcript has 7 exons. The record is from RefSeq and is a predicted model, not a curated record. NCBI's taxonomy places the organism in Eukaryota, Metazoa, Chordata, Mammalia, Rodentia, Bathyergidae. Bases 1 to 1155 code for a protein of 384 amino acids. Gene Ontology annotation, biological process: sodium ion transmembrane transport. Gene Ontology annotation, cellular component: membrane.
AUGAUCUGGUCUUUGGGGACUGAGGAUUCGGUACCCCACGUCUCCAAUGCUGAGGUCUGGGAGAUGUAUGCUUUAGAGAACCAGGCCAGGGCCGGGCAGCCCCAGAAAAGUUCUGUAGCAGAGGUGGUGCCUGUCUCUGUCCUGAAAUCGAAACCCUCGAAGGAGCAGGGGAGAGUGGCAAAGACAGAAGAAAGCGGUGACUUCCGCGCCCGUCCACUCUGGCCCAGGAAGGCAGAGUACAUGCUGGCCCUGAUGGGCUACAUCAUCAAGCCAAUCAGUCUCUGGCGCUUUGUGUACCUGUGGCUUCACAAAGGAGGCGGCAGCUUCUUCUUCAUCUACACUGUCGUGCUGCUCUUCGUGGGGAUCCCUCUGCUCUUCCUGGAGAUGGCAGUUGGCCAGAGAAUGCACCGGAACAGCAUAGACGCGUGGAAGAUCAUUGCCCCUUGGGCUGGUGGCGUGGGCUACUCCAGCUUUAUAAUGUGUUUCAUCGCGAGCUUGUACACGAAUGUGGUGAAUGCCUGGAUCGUCUUCUACCUGAGCCACAGUUUCCAGUUCCCUGUUCCAUGGGAGAAAUGUCCCUUAUUGAAGAAUUCCAGUGACUUUGAUCCUGAGUGUGCGCAGACGACGCCCUCCGUGUACUUCUGGUACCGGCAGACCCUGAAGGUCUCAGACAGGAUUGAGGAUGGUGGCCCGGUGGUCUCGAGUCUCAGCCUGCCCUUCUUUGUGUCCUGGUGUCUCGUUGGUGCCUUCACAAUCAAGGGGCUCAAGUUCCUAGGAAAGGGCAUGUUUAUCUUGAUGUCAUUUUCCUAUAUCAUCUUCUUCUGCUUCUUCAUCUGGAGUCUACACCUGGAAGGGGCAAAAUAUGGUCUUAAAUAUUUGCUAACUGCCAAGGUGUCGGUUGUGUAUGACCUGAGGGUAUGGUCCAUAGUAGGAGGCCAAGUUUUAUUUGAUCUGGGCUUAGGCUUUGGCCCCAUUGCCUCCUUAUCCUCCCACAUGCCCCAGGCUAACAACUGUCUCAGAGAUGCCUUUAUCGCGGCUCUGGUCAACCUGGUCACCAUGUUCUUCGUGAUACCUUUCGUCCUCUCUGUCCUGGGCUUCUGGGCGACAGUCCUCACGCACCGCUGCACUGAGAAUUCUUAUAGAGCAGUGAUCUGAGCUUCGAUGGAUUUGUACAAGUUAGCUGAGUGAACGCCAGGGUCGGGAGGUCCUCA